AUCAGAUUAUAAUCCAAACAGUUCCACCACGCAAAAGACACCUGUUAGUAAUGUUCAUGGAACUGAUAACAGCGUCAAUUAAGUUUCCUUCCGGAACGAUUUAGCGUUACGCACGCACCGGGAUCAGCUGUGAUCAACUGCCUGUUUUCUACGCGAUUAAACCUUUGUUUCCUAUGACAAACGUGGUCGAUUAUAUGUUAUUGAGCUGUGACUAAAACCAGACGUUUUCGUAAAAGUAACUGUUAAGUUGAGAUGUUUAUUAAAGUCAUUAAUGAGCUCAUGUAAGUUCAGUGGGAAUCAGCAGCGCGGAGUCACACUCUGUCAACAGGGCAUCGCAAUGUGUUUUAUAGUGAAUCGAUAACAUGUCACAGAUUUGUGUUCUGUCUCUGUGAUAUUGGAGGUGGAAGAUGUCUAAGAAAAAGACUGGCGCUCGUAAGAAGGCUGAGAACCGAAAGGAGCGAGAGAAACAGACUCGAGCCAAUAAAGACGUUGUUGAUGUGGCCAAACACCCAUGCAAUGCAUCCAUGCCCGAACACACAAAUUUGGCCGGCAGAGUGGUGCUGAUGAAGAUGAUUAUGGUGCGUCUGGAUACAGCUCCUAUUGGACAAAUCAGGAAUCUGGAGGGGGCUACAAAGACGAGGAGGAUGACGACUUUGACGAUGAUUAUGAUGAAGAGGACGAAGAUGAAGAUGAUGAUGACGAUGAGGAGGAGGAGGAAGACAACCCAGAGGUGGAGGACUCUCUAUCAAAUCUGAGUUUGGGAGCAAGUGGAAAGACCCAAUAAAAAUGCAAUUUGUAGAUGGGAUUCAGAAAUUCAGAUAUAGGUGUCAUCUAAUAACGUGUCAGAUAUUUGGCCUUUUACCUAAGGUUUUCUGCAUUGCAUUGAUAUGAAUGUGUGCAUAAAUGUCUGACGUUGUCACCUUUUUGAAUUUUAAAUAUAUCUGAAGAAAUGUUUUUAAAAGUCUGUUGUUUUUUUGUAUUUAUUUAAUGGGAUUUGUAUGCCUCUUCAGAUAACAAUAAUGCAAACCAGACCCAGCUUCUCAGCUUUUAGGAU
Messenger RNA from Sinocyclocheilus anshuiensis, 1054 nucleotides. RefSeq names its product zinc finger protein 330-like. The transcript has 2 exons. The record is from RefSeq and is a predicted model, not a curated record. Bases 512 to 784 code for a protein of 90 amino acids. NCBI's taxonomy places the organism in Eukaryota, Metazoa, Chordata, Actinopteri, Cypriniformes, Cyprinidae. Gene Ontology annotation, molecular function: zinc ion binding. Gene Ontology annotation, cellular component: nucleus.